This is a messenger RNA of Solanum tuberosum (potato), 648 nucleotides long. RefSeq names its product dehydration-responsive element-binding protein 1B-like. Gene Ontology annotation, biological process: regulation of DNA-templated transcription. The transcript is spliced from 2 exons. Bases 61 to 648 code for a protein of 195 amino acids. The record is from RefSeq and is a predicted model, not a curated record. Gene Ontology annotation, molecular function: DNA-binding transcription factor activity; DNA binding. Lineage: Eukaryota; Viridiplantae; Streptophyta; Magnoliopsida; Solanales; Solanaceae.
UAGUUAUACCAACUACUACCUCAUCAAAUUAAGUUUGUUAAUAAUAGUAAUGAAGAAGUCAUGUUGUUACUAGCUUCGAAAAUCCCAAAAAAACGUGGAGGUAGGAAGAAGUUUCGUGAAACUAGACACCCGGUUUAUAGGGGAGUGAGGUGGAAGAAUUUCGAAAAGUGGGUUAGUGAAGUGAGAGUACCUGGUAAAAAGUCAAGAAUAUGGCUUGGCACGUUUCCCAAUGCAGAAAUGGCAGCUAGAGCUCAUGACGUGGCGGUCAUGGCUCUUAAAGGCCGGUCAGCUUGUUUGAAUUUUGCUGACUCGGCUUGGAGGUUGCCUGUCCCUGCUUCAGCAACCGCCAAGGAUAUUCAAAAGGCGGCUGCUGAAGCAACUGAGACAUUUCGUGCGUCAGAAUCCUUGGAGAGAGAAAACUCUGAGGAAGGAGAAAACUCCGAGGAAGUUACCAUUGAUGAACAAGUCAUACAAGACAUCGUCGUUCCAAAGUUUACGGAAUAUAAUGAGUUGUUCAUGGAUGAAGAGGCCAUUUUCUACAUGCCGGAAUUACUUGUGAAUAUGGCCGAAGGACUAAUGCUACCUCCUCCUCAAUGUACAUAUGGCAUGGAACCUCAUGAUAUUGACAUGUCUUUGUGGAGUUACUAA